Macrosteles quadrilineatus (aster leafhopper) is the source of this 1704-nucleotide messenger RNA. Its product is annotated as beta-hexosaminidase subunit alpha-like. The coding region runs from base 101 to 1663 and encodes 520 amino acids. The transcript is spliced from 9 exons. The record is from RefSeq and is a predicted model, not a curated record. NCBI's taxonomy places the organism in Eukaryota, Metazoa, Arthropoda, Insecta, Hemiptera, Cicadellidae. Gene Ontology annotation, molecular function: beta-N-acetylhexosaminidase activity. Gene Ontology annotation, cellular component: membrane. Gene Ontology annotation, biological process: carbohydrate metabolic process; glycosaminoglycan metabolic process; ganglioside catabolic process.
GCUAUCUCUGGGAGGAGACGACGGUCCUCGUGUUGUGCCCUCACAUCCUACGUCUACUUCGUUAUCUCCGCAGGACACAGUUUGACUACCAACACACGUUAUGCAACGAUCACGCUAUACAAUCGUCUGCUUGCUAGUCACAUUUUACGUUAGUGUUUGCAGUUGUAUUGUCAACCCCAAUACAACUGAGGGCGCCGUUUGGCCGCUGCCGCAAAGUGUUAGGAUAUCAGUUAACACUAGGACGGUCGGAAAAGGCUUUGAACUAAAGGUGACUGCAGAAACAUGUGACAUUAUUGAGGAAGCCAUCAAGAGGUACUCGGAAGUGAUCAGCCAAGCCAAGGAAGCUACACUCAGCACAGAAUGUGACUCUCCUCACAGCCUGCACCAGCUGCAAUUGGAACUGACCAGUCCGUGCCAGCAAUGGCCUGACGCCGACAUGAAGGAAAACUAUGAACUUCAUGUGAAUGCUGAGUCAGCUGUUCUGAAGAGUGGCUCUGUGUGGGGAAUCUUGAGAGGAUUGGAGACGUUUUCUCAAAUGUUAGUACCAUCCAAACAACAAGGCUGCUUGGUGGUAAAUCACACGGAUAUAUUGGACUAUCCCCGAUUUAGUCACCGAGGACUGUUGCUGGACACUUCACGACAUUAUCUGCCUGUCAGUGUGAUACUCAAUAUCCUCUCUGGCAUGGAGAUGAACAAAAUGAAUGUAUUCCACUGGCACAUUGUUGAUGAUCAGAGUUUCCCUUAUCAGAGUACCACAUUCCCUAACCUAAGUGAUAAUGGUGCAUAUGAUUCCAAGAAGGCAAUUUACUCACAAGAAGUGAUUAAGAAAAUAAUAUCUUUUGCUAGAAUGCGAGGAAUCAGAGUUCUUCCUGAGUUUGAUUCCCCAGGUCACACACAAUCAUGGGGGAAAGGAACAAGCAAGCUUUUAACAGCAUGUUAUGUUAAUGGAUCAUUUGACGGUAAUUUUGGACCAGUUGAUCCCAGCAGACAAGAAAACUAUAAAUUUAUGGCAUCUUUACUUACAGAAGUAAAAAACGUUUUCCCAUCCAGAUAUAUCCACAUAGGAGGAGACGAAGUCGAUUAUACCUGCUGGAAAUCAAAUCCCGCUGUUCAGAAAUUUAUGAAGGAAAAAAAUCUUACCACCUAUGAAGAGCUGGAAGGUUACUAUAUCAAGGAAAUAAUUAAUAUUCUAGACCAAAUUGGAAUCAAUGGCAUCGUCUGGCAAGAAGUGUUUGUUCAUAAUGCCAAUCUGUCUAAGAACACAUUAGUCCACAUAUGGAAUGGCAAUAGGACCGAAUUACUUCAAGCGGUGACAGACAAUGGUCUGCAAGCCCUGCUAUCCCAGGGUUGGUAUCUGGACCAUAUCAAUGAUCAAUGGCAAACCUUCUAUCAAGUGGACCCAACAGACUUCAAUGGAACUCAGCAUCAAAAAGAACUUGUGGUAGGGGGUGAGGCCUGCAUGUGGGGAGAGAUGGUGGACGAAACCAACAUUGUUCCUAGGAUUUGGCCCCGAGCAAGCGCAGUGGCCGAGCGUCUCUGGUCCUCAGAAAAGAUCAAUAACAUCGAGAUUGCAGCUCCAAGACUCAAUGAACACGUUUGUCGUAUGAAGAGGAGAGGAGUCGGAGCCCAGCCUGCCAAUGGACCUGGGUAUUGUUCUUAUUGAAACGGAUGUUGGAAGUAAUUAGAUUAAAUAUAUUUCUUUAA